AUGCUGCUUCUCUGCACCCCCGGGGUACUCGCCUCCCAUUUGUUGGCUGCAAUUGCCGUCAGCGAGAGUCUUUCACUUGACGAAUUGUGGGAGGUAUCCAAACAGAAACUCACCACGCUGGAGGUAGACAAUUUCCAAAAGAACAUUAUUUGGAGGGCAUUGACGGCCCAAAGUAACGACCUUCUCUUCACCGUGGCCAUUGAGGGCCAGAAUGUGGUGUCGACCGCUAAUCUCUCCUACGGUGCGCUUUUGCUGCACGGAACAGAACAGACGGUUCGGAUUUCUCCAACAGAAAAGUGUAAGUAUCUGUAUUUGACGGGCACCACCAACUACCAGAAGAUCGUGUCCAGUUUGGGUGAGAAACCGCUUGAGUUGCUUGGUGUCAUUGCUCGCCAUGGCUCCAACGGAGUGCUCAACUCUCUUUUAGCCCAGGAGUCGAAUCAGGAUAUUCGCUCCAUUGGUGUGCGGUUGCAGAAACUCGAAGCGGCAGGUCUUAUUGUCUGUAGAAGUGUUUAUGUAGAUAAGAAACACACCAACCAGUCUACGCACGUCCGUUUCGUGCCAGACUCUCUUCUUGCAAAACACAACGCUGAUGUCGAGGAGGACAUCAAUGUUACUCGAGACAUGAAGAGGUUGAAGCUCAUGAUCAUGGAUGCCUUGAAGUCCUCGUCCAACCAUAUGCGAGGCUUCUCUGACUUGAGAAAAGACUUGAAGUUGGCAGGCUCCGUCUCAGAGAUAAAGUUCUUUAAGGCAGGGUGCAACAGGUUGCACUAUGGCGGCUACAUCGAGAAAUUGCACGUAGAGCUUCCCCAAACAAAACAGAGAAUCUACGCAAUCCGCCUCAUUAAGGACCUAAAUCCCUCUGAUGACUUGAAUGAGGGUCCAGAUGCAGAGGUGAAGGACGAGUUUAGUGACGAUGAGCUUGAAACGGACUCAAACACGAAGCAAUCCCCCGCCUUCAAUCUAAUAUUUCCUUCCUUCCAUCAAAUGUUUCUGCAGAUCUUGGCUCGUGGUGAGGAAGGCAUUACAAUCGGCGAGAUCAUGAAAAGUCUCCUUGGCACAUCGGAUUACAGACCCUACAAUCGUGCUUUUGAGCAAUUACCAACUUAUCUCAGCAACUUGAAGACCCUCAAAACAUACAAGAAAUACUCCGAGCCUUACGAUGACUACUCUGCCAUAAAACUUUUCGAUCACGAGGGCAAAGUCAAGUUCUAUAGAUAUUUCGCCACCCAGUUUCGCAAAGAGACCAGGGGCAAACCCAAGAGCUACUCUCUCGUACCCAAAACCAAUAAGCUUUCUUUAGCUGACUUGGAAAAGAAGAACAAGCUCUCUCUUGGCAAGAUCUCUACAGAGUCACUCCUAAAAAAGAGAGAGAACCUCUUGAAUUUGGAUGAGAGAGAUCAAAUUGUACCAGAGGCAAAGUCUAAAAAGAGGGAAAAACGAGUGAAACAAGAACCAGAAACACUUGUGCAAUUAGCAGUGGACCAAGUCGAGAACAGACCGAAAAGACCUCGCAAAGCAGCCUCCUAUAAAGUGGCUGAUCAAGACUUCAUCAAUGACAAUGACGACGAAGGCGACGACGAAAACUAUGAACCACAACAGAAAACAGUAGCAGGAGAUGAUGCAGUAAUGCUGGAAAAGAUGAAUGAGGAUUUCAUUGCCCCAGACCUAGUGCAAUUUGAUCUAAAGCAGCGGUCUAAUCAAACAAAAAAACGUUCUACAAAAGAAACAACCAGAAACAAUAGCUCGGCCUCCUCGCAAUUGAGAAGAGACGAGCUCGUGAAACUAUUGAAUGAGGAAGGUGGUGCUGCAAUUGUCACCGGGUCGCUUACGAAAAGCUUAGACCUUCGUCUAGAUAAAUCAACGGUGACAGACAGCAAGACAUUGCUACGCGACGUUGCAGCACUAGCAAAAGAGGGCCUUCUCGGUAAACAAGAUGUAUUUGUGGGAUCAGAGGGCAGAGAACUGAAAAGGACACUUCUUUACUUAACUAAGUACAACGACAGGUUGAAUGAAGUCAUAGAAGCAGCUCAUUCCAAGUAUCAUCAAGAGCAUUUGAAGAAGAAGACUUUAAAUCGCAGAGUUGUCGAAUCCGAUCUCAACUUCCAUGUGGAGAAACCCAAGCAAUUGGCUAAUGUCAAAUUGGCUACACAGAGACGUAUCAAAAGUGAAAACAGACUUAAGUCUAUUGAUGAUGCAGAGGAUUUGAAUAAUGCUCCUGUCAAGCCGGAGAUCGAAAUCGACAAUGGCAACGACGACGGUGACGUCUUCACAUCUUAUAAAAAGAACAGAAAGGCUCGGAAGAUUGUUUUACUGUCUAGUGCCGAUACAACGGCUUUGAAUAUGAAGAGACCUCGGCGCAGUCUCAAAUUGGAGAAAUCCGAUGCAACUACUAUUUACAGGGCAGUCAUUAUCCACAGAACAUUUUCCAAGGAAGCCAUUGAUUUCCAGAUUAUUGCCAAUCUUAUUGGAGAGCCAGAUGGUGAAUUGGUUCGUCGUAAGUGGUCAACCUUGCGGAGACUGUUUGGCGGCGCCGAAGCAGUUAGCAAAGGUGUCGAGACCUUUCAGAGUAUGAUAGUGCAGGGAAUUGAAGAAGGUGAAAUAGAAGCCGACGAUCUUGACAAAUGCAGCACCCAAUUUUUCUUGGAUUUCUGGAAAAAGUUCGACCUCAACGCAGAGUUGCUCACCGCCGACGAGAUGCCAUUGUUCUCGUCAUACGAGCUCAACAAUAAAAAAUAUAAUUUGUCAGUUGUGCCUGAGCGUCAAGUAUGGGAUCUUGCUGAGAAAAUCGAAGAGACUUCGAUGCGCCAGAAAGAAGGCUUGUUGGCUAGCACGCUAUUUGUGGAGUUGCCCCCUGACCAGGCUUCUACUGUGGAAUUUGAGGACCUAAGGUCUGUGCUCAAAAGCAUACUUUGCAUUAACGAAGAUGAGCUUAACUCUACUGCUGCAAAAGAUCUUCUCAAGGCCUACGACGCCGCCGAGAUUCAGAAGGCAGCAGAUAGCAUGAUCAGAGACAGAGAGAUUGUGCUUGUGUCUGUUGAUGAGAACAAAAAAUUCAUCUUGAGCGAGAAAUUCCAGACGACACUCAACUCGAGAGUGUUCACUAAAUCUUUCUUCCACGAUGCAGAACGAUUCAGAACUCUUCUCAACGAUGUAUCGAAAGCCAAGAAGGGACUCAUCAUCUCUCCUGGUAUUUCCUCGGGCGAAAUGGCCGCUCUUUUGCAGCUCGUGUCUGAUAAUGACAUAGGCCUAUUACGUAUUGACCGAGCUAUAAAAUUCGAAAACUACGAGUCACGAUUGAUCGACCGUGAACAAAUCGCUUGUGAUAUUAUUGCCCACAAUGCAGUCAACUAUGAGCAACCCAACUUGGGAAGCGUGGUUCAUGUUCCCAUAACUGCGCCAUGCAAGCCGAUGUGGGUCAAUCUAAAGUCAGAACUCAAUGCUGACUUAUGGGCGAAAUUGCUCAUGAUCAUUAUAUACCAUGUGGUUUUUAAACCUGGAGUUACGUAUAACGCGCUCCGUGCGCGACUUCAAGUAAUUUUCAGCGACAUUGACUUCAAUGAGAUCAUAGAUUGGAUGAUUAAGAAUCAGUGCCUUGGAUCCUCAGAAGGACUUCUUCCUGGAAAACAUUGGCAGCACAUUCUUGGCAAUUAA
Molecule: messenger RNA, 3654 nt
Organism: Australozyma saopauloensis
Lineage: Eukaryota; Fungi; Ascomycota; Pichiomycetes; Serinales; Metschnikowiaceae
Product: transcription factor TFIIIC subunit
Exons: 1
Coding region: 1-3654 (1217 amino acids)
Biological process (GO): transcription initiation at RNA polymerase III promoter; 5S class rRNA transcription by RNA polymerase III
Cellular component (GO): transcription factor TFIIIC complex
Molecular function (GO): DNA binding
Source: RefSeq, a predicted model, not a curated record